Lasiodiplodia theobromae is the source of this 621-nucleotide messenger RNA. RefSeq names its product BTB/POZ domain containing protein. Lineage: Eukaryota; Fungi; Ascomycota; Dothideomycetes; Botryosphaeriales; Botryosphaeriaceae. The coding region runs from base 1 to 621 and encodes 206 amino acids. The transcript has a single exon. The record is from RefSeq and is a predicted model, not a curated record. Gene Ontology annotation, molecular function: protein binding.
AUGGCUACAACCGUUGAGAUUCGUGUCGGCAUCGACGGCGACAUGUUCAUUCUUCACCAGUCAGCUCUGUGCGAAGUCUCUCCCUUCUUCAGAAACACUUUUCUUGGAGACUUUAAAGAGGCCAGAGAGAAAAAGAUGGAGCUUCCCGUGACGGAUACCGAUACGUUCAAGAUCUUCGUCGAGUGGCUUUAUUCCCGGAAGCUACUACUCGAUCCAAGGGACAGUGAGCUGGCGCGCGUGUGCAGACUACCGGAUCUCGCGUACCUCUACAUAUUCGCGGAUAACUACGACGUGCCACAACUAGAGAGGGAUACAAUGGAUGCAAUCAUAUCCUGCGUGCACAAGAACUACCCGCUUCCAGACUCCGAGGUAAUUCGUUAUGUGUAUGAAAACUUGCCAGAGGACUCGCCGCUCUGUAAGCUCUUCGUCAACGAGUACGCACGCACUGAUCAAGUGCUUGCCGGCGGCCCUGACCACUGGCCCGCUCGAUUUGUGUUCGACGCAUUCAACGCCACGUGCCGCGCGAGGGCACAGCACAGUCCACUUGUCAAGCCAACACAUGACUGCACGUAUCAUCAACACACCACGGAGGCGGAGGAGAGGGCCUGUAUGGGCGGAUGA